Messenger RNA from Drosophila yakuba, 678 nucleotides. RefSeq names its product female-specific protein transformer. The transcript has 3 exons. Gene Ontology annotation, biological process: mRNA processing; female sex differentiation. NCBI's taxonomy places the organism in Eukaryota, Metazoa, Arthropoda, Insecta, Diptera, Drosophilidae. Bases 56 to 589 code for a protein of 177 amino acids. The record is from RefSeq and is a predicted model, not a curated record.
AGCCGAAUACGGUCACACCGAGGAAAGUGCAUUAUUUCAUUCCCAUCAUUUUCCGAUGAAAAUGGACGCCGACAGCAGUUGUGGAUCUGAUCAUCGAGAUUCCCGUGGCACCAGGUCGCGAUCCCGGCGAGAAAGAGAACAUGGGCGAAGAAGCGAGAGGGACAGCAAAAAGAAGGAGCACAAGGUUCCCUAUUUUGCGGACGAGGUUCGGGAACAGGAUCGGGUGAGAAGGCUGCGCCAAAGAUCGCCCAGAUCCUCUAGACGCACUCGCUCCAGAUCCAAGUCUUCCGAGAGAAGGCAUCGCCAUCGCUCUAGGAGCCGCAACCGCAGCCGAAGUCGCAGCAGUGAACGGAGACGCCGCCAAAGGAGUCCUCAUCGGUAUAAUCCGCCUCCAAAGAUCAUCAACUACUAUUUGCAAGUUCCACCCCAGGAUUUCUACGGAAUGUCUGCCAUGCAGCAAAGAUAUGGAUACCAACGGCUACCACAUCCUCCGCCGUUUCCACCUGCCCCCUACAGAUUUCGCCAGCGACAGCCGUUCAUGGGAGCUCCGCGGUUUGGCUACAGAAACGCGUGGCGCCCCCCAUAUUAAACAGACGCCAUUCGUCAUAAUUACAAAUUUAUUUACAUUCGUGUGUUUUGUACAUUAAAAUAAUAAAUACAUAUAUAUUUCAAACUAAA